This is a messenger RNA of Mesorhabditis belari, 11535 nucleotides long. The record is from the annotation of a GenBank genome assembly. NCBI's taxonomy places the organism in Eukaryota, Metazoa, Nematoda, Chromadorea, Rhabditida, Rhabditidae.
AUGGUGGCGUCGAUAGUAUUCUUGAGUAUUCUGCUAUUUUUAAUCUCCCGUCUUGUAGACGGCGCAACGAAUUGCUCGAAAGAAGAAUUUGCGUGCACUCUUGGUGAUCAAUGCAUUUUGCUUUUACAAUGGCAAGAUGGGAUCGAGGAUUGUGUUGACGCGAGUGAUGAAGUUUGUCUUCCUUGGCAAUUCGAUUGCAAAUUCGGGAACCCAAGAUGCGUAGCGGCAAGCAAAGUGAAAGAUGGGAAAAUUCAUUGUCAGUCUGGAGCUGAUGAAGGAUGCCCUCCACAUUAUUUUGUGUGCAGUGAUCGCUCAGCGUGCAUCGAUCCAGGAAAAUAUCAGGAUGGGAAACAUGAUUGCAUGGAUGGAAGUGAUGAGCCUUGUCACCCAAAUGAGUUUUCUUGUCGUAACGGUGGCUGCAUUCCGGGAGAGCUCUUUCAAAACGGACAUAAAGAUUGCCCGGAUGGAAGUGAUGAAGAGUGCACAGCCCAUCAAUUUGAGUGCGCUUGUGGGUUACCGCGGUGCAUCGAGGCAAAGAGAGUGCAUGAUGGUCGAAAAGAUUGCAGUGAUGGAUCCGAUGAAAGCAAUGGCACUCGUGCUAUCACUUGUUCUGACGGUGUGCCGGGACGACCAUCAUCCGUGGCUCCAUUCUCAAAAGGAAUCGAUCUUUGUGCAAAGCCGAAUCCAUGUCCGGAAGAAUUGGGCCAAGUUUGCAUUUUGAUCGGUGGUGCGUGGCGAUGUGUUUGCAAGCUUGGAUUGGUGAGACCUCUUGGAGCCACAAGGUGUAUCCCUCCUUCACUUCUGCCAGCUUAUUUGGUUAACCCAGUCGCGAAUUGCACCGAUUACCAGAAUGAUCUUCGGCUUCAGAUUGGGAGUUUAAAACGUUCAUCUUUUUCUAUCGAUGUGACACCGUCAAAAACCAAUCAUUUUAUGGAUCCUAUUCAUCAAGCAGCUUCAUUAAUCGACAACAGUGCGAAAACGAAAGAAAAAGAGCUGCCGAAAAAGGGUAAAGAUGCGAGAAUGGUGAUUGGAACGACGAAAGGAGAAAAUGAAGUUAUGAAAAGAACCGUGGAAAAUGGAUUAGAAGAUGAGGAAAUCGACUCAGUGCUACCCGAUGAUGCACUCUAUCGGAUAUUGAAGAAAGAGGGCAGUUGUCAACCAACUGGUCCACCAGAUCAAUGCCCUGGCAACAAUACAAUUUGUAUCCUGGAUCUUCAAGGUUUCUAUUACUGUGGUUGUGCAAAUGGAGCAACGCAAGUUGGCGAGGAGUGCGUUGUGUUGAUUGAUGAAUGUGCUAAAGGGAACGUCGACUGUGAUCCGAAUGCACUUUGUAUGGACAAUACACACGGAUAUGAAUGCUUGUGCAGAGAGGGUUAUUUGGAUGUCUCCGAUCGACCAACUCUGCGCCCUGGACGUCAUUGUAAACGACUGGUGAAUGAGUGCUCAAAUUCGACUCUGAAUGACUGUGAUCCGAAUGCAAGGUGCAUUGAUAAACCAAAUGGUUUCACUUGCAGGUGUAACUUUGGAUACAUCGAUGUCUCGGUCGAAGGUGCUCGAAAACCCGGAAAGAAAUGUCAACGAUUGGUAGAUGAGUGUGCUAGUAAAGCGCACGACUGCGAUCGGAAUGCCAUUUGCUCUGAUCUUCCCCAAGGUUACUCUUGUCGAUGCAAGGAUGGUUUUGUUGAUGUUGAUCAAUCAAAACCUGGCCGAGUUUGUACCCAAUUGAGUGGAGACGAGUUGCGUGAAGGUUCGAUUUGUAUCGUGCUAGGGAAAUCAACAAAAUGCUCGUGUGCAUCUGGAUAUUUGGAUUUGGAUAAGAAAAAUCCUGGUCGAAAAUGCGAAAAAACUAUUGAAACAAAAACUAUUCAACUUUCUUUAAUCUAUCCCUCCCGAUUCGGUGUCCCUUUGGCAUCGUUUCAGGCUAGGGGCCUGGCCAAUCACAAUAUGCCCCAUUACGCCCUUUGGGUGCUGGCCAUCGCCGUUUCAGCUGCUCUAGGCUCAAAUCCGUGCCAAGACUAUUCUUUACAUGAUUGCGAUUCUGUGGCCGAAUGUGUCUCCGAACAACCAGGAUAUUUUCAAUGCCAUUGCCCUAGAGGUUACUUUGAUGCGAGUCCCGAUAAACGGUAUCCUGGCCGAAAAUGUAUUCGAGAAACUUAUCAACGAGAGACACGAGUCUCCGAACAUCGUGAUUCACGUCGAAUCUCAUCCUAUCGAGACGACUCUCGUCGCUCUUUUGGCGUUUUAACUAAUUCAGCGGUUGAUGAAUGCUCGCUUGGGACACAUAACUGUGACACUCAUGCUGACUGCAUUGAUACAAAUGAGGGAUACACUUGCAGGUGUCGCUCCGGAUUCCAAGAUUCAAGCCCCGAUCCACUAAGAAGUCCCGGAAGACUUUGCCGGCCAGCUCAACGAUCACAGUGCUCACAUGCGGAUUGUGCGCCCGAAGCUGAGUGCAGAGAGUCUCCAUCGGGUCCAAUUUGUCAGUGUGUCAGUGGAUAUGUCGAUAUCAGCAGACAGCAUGGACGUCCUCAAGGUCGCGUUUGUCGAGCGGUGGUUAACGAGUGUUCAACACGACAACACGAUUGUUCAUCGCAUGCAGCUUGCAUUGAUACAGCAGAAAGUUUCACUUGCCGCUGCAAUGAAGGCUUUCGAGACGAGUCACCCAGUAUUCUCACUAGGCCAGGCCGCGUUUGUGUUAGAGCUUACACCCCAGAACCACCAGAGUGCGAAGUGGCUGAUCCAAUGUCCUGCGAUCAGCAUAAACAAGAAGUUUGUCUCUUCACGAAUGGUACUUACAAAUGUCGCUGUGCUUCCGGAUAUAGUCGUUUGCCUGAUGGUCGUUGCUUGGUUAUCAAUGAAUGUGCUGACAAGCGUCUCAACGAUUGCGGAGAAAACGCGGAAUGCAUCGAUCAAGCUGAGGGAUAUACUUGUCAAUGUCGAUCGGGAUACGCUGAUGUUUCGCCAUCUGGAGUGACCGGACGAGUGUGCCGAGCACGAGUCAACGAGUGUGCCAAUAAGCAACGCUACCAAGUCGAUUGUUCGGAAAAUGCGAUUUGUGUCGAUCGAGAAGAUGGCUACUCUUGUCAAUGUAGGCCUGGAUUUGCCGAUGUUUCAGCUAUCUACAAUCGUUUACCCGGACGAAAAUGUAUCGAAGCUAUAAAUGAAUGUUUGGACCCGGUUUUGAAUGAUUGCUCGAAAAAUGCUGUUUGUGAAGACGCAAAAGAGGGUUUCAUUUGCACAUGUCGAACUGGAUACGUCGAUGCUUCACCAACACCAAAAGUCUACCCUGGACGUGUUUGUAUGAAACCGGUGGAGCGAAUUCAAGUGAAAAAGAUGACACAAGCUGACAAAUCCUUCCAAAUGGAUGGCUGUGAUCCAAAAGCAAAUAGUUGUGCGUCGAAUGAGGUGUGUACGGAUCGAGUAAGAAAAGGAAAAUUCACGUGCGAGUGUAUGGACAAUGCUUUCCGGUACUCGGAUGGAUCUUGCAGAUUGUAUUCGGCUUGUUCUCGGCAAAACGAUUGCGAUCAGAAUGCCGUUUGCCUCAAUGUUUUCGACUCGUACAAGUGCCAGUGUCGGCCUGGUUUCCUUGAUAUUUCACCCGAUCCGGACAAUCAUCCCGGCAAGAAAUGUCAAGAAUUGAUCAAUGAGUGUGCAACAGCCGACAAUGAGUGUUCAAUCUAUGCAAAGUGUAUUGACACUACUCACAGCUACACCUGUCAAUGUCAAGAUGGCUAUAUCGAUGUGUCUAGCAAAUUUGGAUUUCCACCAGGACGAAAGUGUACAAACACAAUGAAUGAAUGCUUGGAUAUGAAGCUAAACUCUUGCGACGAGAAUGCUGAUUGCAUUGACACUCCAGAUGGGUACACUUGUCAAUGCUUUGCUGGCUUUGUCGACGUCUCGAGUAGCGCCAAUUUACCCCCAGGAAGAGUUUGUACAGUGCAAACAACGUGCCCAAAGCAGAAAACGGAUCUGAUGUUUUUGAUUGAUGGAUCGGGAUCGAUUGGCAGUUAUGUGUUCAAGAAUGAGGUGCUCCGAUUCGUCAAAGAGUUUGUCGAUCUCUUCGAGAUCGCAGCUGACCGAACUCGUGUCGGUCUCAUUCAAUAUUCAGAUCAGAUCAGACAUGAGUUUGACCUCAAUCAACACCCCGAUAAAGUGUCAUUGCUCAGAGCGAUCGGAGAGACACAAUAUUUAACUGGAUUGACACGAACUGGUGCAGCGAUUCAACACAUGGUGAAAGAAGGAUUCAGUGAAAGAAGAGGAGCUAGACAUCAAGCAGAUGACAUCAGUCGAGUCGCAAUCAUCAUCACCGAUGGACGAUCACAAGAUAACGUUUCUGGUCCAGCAUUGGCUGCUAGAGAUCUCAAGAUUAACAUUUUUGCCAUUGGAGUCACCGAUCACGUGUUGGCUUCUGAAUUGGAAUCAAUUGCCGGAUCACCAAAUCGAUGGUUCUACGUGGAUCGUUUCAAAGAUUUGGACACGAGGCUGAGAAGUUUAAUCCAGAAAGUCGCUUGCCCAACUGUGCAACAAACGGAGAGACGAAACAUUGGACCAUGCAAUCCAAGAACACAAACUGGUUGUGACCGAGCGCUGAACGAGCUUUGCAUUCAAGACGAACUCACGACUCGUUGCGUUUGCCCUGAAGGCUUUGAGCGACAUCCAACAACAAGAAUUUGUGGUGGAACACUGUGCAAUCCACAGCUCACAACCUCAUGCAUUUUCCCUGAAGAGUGCGAGAUCACACCAUUCCACAAUCAUCGUUGCCGGUGUCCCGUCGGCUUCAAGAGAGAUUUCCACUCCGGAUUUUGCGUUUCAAUCAAAGAGGUGCACAUCUUCCCAUCAAUGGAUGCCGAUUGUCACAACGGUGGUGCUCCCUGUGGAAAGCAUGAAGUUUGCGCUCGGCAUCAAAAGCAUUACUUCUGUGAAUGUGAAACCGGAUAUGAAAGAAAUCCGCACACUGGCAAAUGCGUCUAUCCCGGAGAAUGCAAUCCUUUGGACCAAUACACGUGUGACGUGCGAAAGAGAGAGGUUUGCCUCAACACGAACAAUCGCUACAGCUGUCAAUGUGCUCGUGGAGAGAAACGGCAUGCGAUCACUGGAGUUUGCUUGAAAAACGAAUGUGCAACUGGUGAGAACGAUUGCGAUCGAAGUGCUCGCUGCGUGGACACAGAUGAGGGUGAUGGGUAUUUCUGUGCUUGUCCCAAUGGGUUCAUCGAUCGAUCUCCAGAUGUGGUGAAUAAACCAGGAAGAUUGUGUGGCUACAUUUGCCGCUGCAAAACGGGAUACAUCGACUACUCGCCAAAUCCGCAUAGUUUCCCUGGCCUCGUUUGUAAAGAACUCGUCAACGAAUGCUCCUCGCCAUCCCUCAACAAUUGUGACCGAAAUGCGAUUUGCAUUGACACUCAAGAAGCUUACACCUGUCUCUGCAAAGCUGGUUUCCAAGAUAUGGACGAAUUCCGAAACCCUGGACGUGUUUGCAAACAAAUUCAGCAAAAUGAUCGCUGCACUGCUGGCAAAAAUAAUUGCGACCGAAAUGCGAUUUGCUCGCAAAUUGGAGAUGACGAUUUCUCUUGUUCUUGCCCUCCAGGAUUUAAAGACAAAAGUCCAAACACAGUCGCUCAGCCAGGCCGAGUUUGUAUCCCGGUGAUCCCAGAGUGUGACAAUCCAGCUCUCAACGAUUGUGAUUCUCCAGAUCGGGCAAUCUGCACAGAUACAGAUGAAGGAUUCCUUUGCAGAUGUCGACAAGGUUUUCUGGAUAUCUCUCCAAGUAUCGCUGUUAAACCCGGACGCCUCUGCAAGCAAUUGCAAAACGAGUGUGCCAUGGGACUCGAUGAUUGCGCAAGAGAUGGAGCAAUUUGUGAGGACACUCCUGACAGUUACACUUGCCGUUGUGCUAUAAACUACUUGGAUGUCUCGUUUGAUCGCCAGAAUCGACCCGGAAGAAAAUGCAAGCGAUUGGUUGAUGAAUGCGCAACUGGACAAAACGAUUGCUCACCGGAAGCCAUUUGCACUGACACCGAGGACUCGUAUGUUUGCGCUUGUCCGGCCACACAUAUUGAUGUAUCGCCGGAUACCCAGAAUCGACCGGGAAGAAGAUGUCUCCUCAGAAUCAAUGAAUGCACAACAUCUCGCCAUGACUGUUCACCGAAUGCAGACUGCAUCGAUACGCCGGAAUCCUACUCGUGCCGUUGUCGUGACGAUUUUGUUGAUGAAAGCCCUGAUCGAACACAAAGACCCGGUCGAAUUUGCCGGCCAACAUUGGUUGACGAGUGCCGACUUGGACAACACGACUGCCAUAGUGAAGCGAUCUGCCAUGAUCUGCCCCAAGGUUUCACAUGUCAAUGCCGACCUGAGUUUCUUGAUGAGUCUCCAAGAAGGACAACACAUCCAGGAAGACUUUGCGUACCGAGACCAACUCCACCGCCGGAUGAGUGCCGAAUUGACAGCCUUCGAGACUGUAGUCAAGAACGCGGAGAGAUUUGCAGACUCGUGAAUGGGAUUCCAAAAUGCUCGUGCCCGGUCGAUUAUUCGAGAGAUGCUAGUGGAGCUUGUACAGUGAUUGAUGAGUGCGCUUUCCCACAGCUCAACGAUUGUCAUCCAUCUGCUCAAUGCAUUGAUCAACCGAUUGGCUACACUUGUCACUGCAAGACGAACUUCAAAGAUAUUGGGCCAAGAGAGAAGCCUGGACGUCUGUGCAAGCCAAUGGUAAACGAAUGCGAGUAUUCUCAUCUGAAUGAUUGUCAUCCAAACGCUCAAUGUAUUGAUCUUGAAGAGGGAUAUGAAUGUAAAUGUCAUCAAGGAUUCAUGGACAAAUCAGUGGGACGAGCAGGAAGAAUUUGUAAACAAAUGAUCAACGAAUGUGACAAUCCAAAUCAAAACAGUUGCGACAAGAAUGCUGACUGUAUUGAUGAAGAAGAGGGAUACAGAUGUGAAUGCAGAGAAAACUUCUAUGAUGUCUCUCCAUCUCCAGCACUGAAAGGACGAGCUUGUCGAGCUAUUUUGAAUGAAUGCGUUGACGGGAAAAUGAACGACUGUGAUCGAAAUGCUCGUUGCACUGACACUCUCGAUUCGUACGAGUGUGAAUGCCCACCAAACUCGCGAGACAUCUCACCAAGCCCAGCUUUCCCUGGACGUGUUUGCUUGCUUUUCGAAAACGAAUGCGAGUCUGGAAAACAUGACUGUGAUGCGGCGGCUCUCUGCCACGACAACGAGCAAUCGUUCACCUGUGAAUGCCCGAGAGGAUUCGUUGAUCGUAGUCCAAACAAGCUUACACGACCUGGACGCGUCUGUGUGCGCUUGGUGGACGAGUGUCGAGAGGCAAGACACACAUGCUCGGCGCAAGCUGAUUGCCGUGAUCUCGAAGAAGGAUACACGUGUGAAUGUAAAGAUGGUUAUAUCGAUCGCUCACCCAACAUCCAAUUGCAACCGGGAAGAGUUUGUGGGACACCAGAUGUGUGCCCUUCAAAUCACGAGUGCUCGUCGGCUGCCGUUUGUGAGCCACUUGGUGGAAACAAAUACAGAUGCACUUGUAUUCAGGGAUACAUCGAUCAAUCACCGCCUGGCCAAUCUGGACGUAUCUGUAUUCGAAAUAACGCUUGCCGAGACCCAUCUCUCAACAAUUGCUCAAAGAAUGCCAUUUGCUACGAUAAUCUAAACGGUUAUCGCUGCGAGUGUGCUAGAGGGUACAUCGACAAAUCCCCAAGCCCGGUUGAACCCGGCAGAAUCUGUGAAGCUCCUCCAGCUCCAACUCCGCCCCCACGACACCCAUGUCAAGAUCCAGAGCUAAACGAUUGCCAUCCAGCCGGAACGUGUAGAGCAACUGGAACAAAGAGUUACACUUGUGAAUGUCUACAAGGUUAUGCGGAUCGAUCACCCGAUAAGCUGAACAAACCCGGGCGUCUUUGUGUACUCACUCAACCCGUUUGUCUUGACUCCUCUCAAAACGAUUGCCAUCCAGCAGCUAUUUGUAGUGAGUCAAGCGGACCUGAGAAAUACACAUGUCGGUGCCGAGAUGGCUACAUUGAUGAGAGUCCGAAUCGAAACUCGAAACCGGGAAGAAUCUGUAUAGAGCAAGUGAACGAAUGCCUUGAUCGAUCACUUAACGAUUGCGAUGAGGUGGCUGUUUGUGAGGAUCGACCACAAGGUUUCACUUGUCGUUGCCCGGUGGGGAUGCAAGAUCGAAGCCCCGAUCCUAUCAAUCGCCCUGGUCGUAAAUGCUUCAAAACUAUCAAUGAAUGCCGAAGUCCGUCAUUAAACAAUUGCUCUCGUUUCGCCGAUUGUUUUGAUUCGGAAGACAGCUUCUCGUGUACAUGUAGAGAUGGAUAUCACGAUGAAGAUCCCACUAAUCCUGGAAUCCGAUGCACAUACAUUAUCAACGAGUGUGAAUCGAGAAAUCUGAACGAUUGUGAUCGCAAUGCCAUCUGCAUUGAUACGCCUGGAGGGUACGAGUGUCGAUGCAAAUCACCAUACAGAGAUGAAGGUCCAGGUGAUCAGCCGGGUCGAGUCUGUCGAUUGAAUGAAUGCCUUGAGGCUGGUCUUAACAAUUGCGGUAUGAAUGCUGAUUGUCGAGACACUGAUGACGGCUAUUAUUGUGCUUGCAGAACCGGCUUUUAUGACAAUUCACCGAAUCCACGUGAACCCGGACGUAUCUGUAUCGCCUUCGAGAAUGACAACGUCUCCAAACAGCCGAACGUGCAAUUCCUCGAUGUUGUCACCACAAAAAUUACCGGAACACUUUGUGGAAGAUAUGAAUGUAAUAGUGAAAGAGGAGAGGUUUGCAUUGGUGGCGUCGAGUGUGGGUGUCGUCCAGGGGAAAGUCGAUCCGAUCUUCGUGAACAAUGCCAAAAGAUUCAAACAAUACCCUUCCAAAUUCGAAUUGUUGCUCGUAACGAUCAAGCAUUGAUGUACUCUUCAGAAUACGGAAAUGAUGAAUCACCGACUUACAUUGAAAUUGUGGACACAUUUAAGAAAGAUAUUGCCCGGUCUUUUGGUGGCACUUCUUUUGCUCCACGAUUUGUCAACACUGAUGUCGAUUACAUCACUCAUCCACGCACUGUCAACUCUUCAUGGCCGGACGGAUUGCUUUUCAAGUUCAACGUGCAGACGACGGUUUCCGAAGAGCCGGUGGACGCGUGUGAGCUGUGGAAACAAAUGCAAGGAAGUCUGCAGAGAACGAAUGGUGCAAUUGGCGGUGGAUCACUGCGCGUCGCCGCCGACACCGAACUCCUAAAUCCUUGUCGUGUCGACGAAAUUGAGAUCUUCAAUUGUGGAAAAGAGAAAUGCAAAGAGGAGUUGGGCGAGGUCUGUAUUGCGGGACAUGUCUGUGGCUGUUCACCUGGUAUGAAAAGAGCUAACAAAGAGAGUCCAUGCCGAGUUGUUGAGUCCUGGUCUGUACCAAUUUUGGUUGCUCGUCAAGCCACGCGAAAUCUUGUCUUCGACUCGAGGGUUCAUUCCAAUCCACUCUCACCGGUUCACAAGGAGCUUGUACAACGAUUCGAAAAGGGUAUCGCAGAUUGUUAUCCACAUACAGAAGUCAGAUCAGCAUUUGUGACAGCAGAGGUGAACGACAUCGUGGAGCCAGCAACAGUGAACGCCACUUGGGACUCGGGAUUGUUGUUCAAUGCCACAAUGCACUUCAGACGUGGAGCUGUGAGGGAGCCAAGCGAUGUCUACUAUUCUCUUAUUCGCUACAUCAACGAGAAAAAUGGUGGAGAGAUUGGCGACUCUGAGCUCUAUUUGACUCCAUAUCAACCGGAUCCAUUUAAAGCUUGUUACAAGAAUGAUUGUCAUUCAUCAGGAAAAUGUAUUGAUUUGGCGGCGAAUUCCUAUCGUUGUGAAUGCGGUCCAGGAUUCAGAGAUCUCGAACCAAAUAACCCGGGACACAAAUGCUUGCCAACGACUGGUUUCAAUGAAUGUGAGAAGAAAGAGACAAAUGAAUGCUCGGUAAAUGCUCGUUGUAUCGAUCUGCCACAUCUCUACAAAUGCGAAUGUCUUCCAUCAUAUGCGGACGCUUCUCCACCAGGAGCUAUCCCCGGCUCAGUCUGUCAUCUUGAUUAUUGCUCGGAUGUGACCUUCUGUCCAACGAACUCUACUUGCAAGAAUUUGGAGCUUCAGGCUGAAUGCCGCUGUGAACCAGGCUACAUGGAUAUUCGAAAAUCAGAGAAACGAGCUGACAUUGGACUCGAAGAGUCAUACUGUAUGCACACAAGAGAUGUAAACGAGUGUGCUCUUGGGCUAACAAAUUGCUCAGGAGUAGCCGAGUGCAUUGAUAGACCAAUUGGCUACACGUGUAAAUGUCCUGAUGGCUAUAUUGAUGGAAAUCCUGAUGAACCUGGAAGAGUUUGUGGAGCGUUGCUUUGUGAUCUUUGCAACUCUCAUGGUGAUUGCGUACACAAUGCGCAAACCAAUAAUAUCACUUGUGUUUGCACGGAUGGAUGGAAAGGAGAAUUCUGCGAGACUGCUCCAUCAAAUGCAUCACUUGUUCUACUCAUUAUUCUAGCUCUUCUUUUCCUCUUGCUAGCGUUAUGCUGUCUCUUGUACAUGUGCACUCGUUGUCAUUGCUUCAAGGGACGCGGUGGAGCGAUGGGUGCUUUCGGAUACAGAAACAGUGCAUGGCCAUGGGCAACACUUGAUGGAUCGUCGAGCUCGGAAUCUGGAGAACAUUCGCAUUCAUCGAUUCACGCACAAGAAUACUAUCCAGACAUCGGUAUUCCGAGAGCAAAACUCGCUAAGGGAGAAGCCUAUUCAAGCUCGGCUAACAAGAGCACUGAAGUCGCGAGACUUGAUGAAUAUCUUGAUACUGGUGCCAUGCAUAUUCCAAGAGCUCGUCUUGCUGGUGGUGGAGGAUUGAAUGAAAGCUUUGAUAGCUCUUCGUCAGCCGGAAGUGAUUACACGAUAAAAGAAGAAAUUGAGCGAAGAGUGACCACUGAUGUGAAUAUCAAAGAAAUCAAGACGACAACCACCACCGAUGCUGAUGGGAAUACGGUAACCACAACAGCCGAGUAUCACCAUUAUCCAGAAGAUGGAUCGACGCAUUUGACGAAUACGACUGCAGGAGCGCGCUCAUCUUAUGGAGCUGAAUCGUCAUCACACUAUGCGGCUGCUCACGAGUCUGCAUCUUCAUCGGCUCUUCACUCAGCUCAUUCCGAAUCAGCAUCAGCUAUGGCUUCUUCAGCCUCUCGAUCCGCUUUUGCUGCUGGUGGAUCGGCUUCUCGCUCUGCGUAUGCAAAUCACGCAACUCGUCUCAGCGAUGAACAAGAACGAGGAGAAAGCAUUGCCGAGUUCUCGAUUGGCCGUGUUGAGGGUCGUCGCUCAGCUGCCGCCAACAAUCAUCUGUACUCGGAAAAUCGAGAGAUUUCAGAGUAUACGGACGAGGCCUCAAUGUACUCAUCGGAAGAGGAAGAGUUUGAGCACGAGAAAGGCGACAAGCGAACACGUGUUCAACGUCAACACUCGUUUGAGCCACUCCCUGGUGGAGAUCGAGAAAGAUUCCGGACCGAAGUGGUCACCACAAAGACCUCGACUUCAACAACUAAACAC